UGUGAUUCUUCCAACCACGAUCCAAGUUCUCACCGCCGGCGCCUGCUCUCUCCGCCACCGCCACCGCCACCGCCACUACCGGCGCCUCUUGUGCAGGUGUCACAAAGCCUCUCCAAGCUCUCACCUUCACCUUCGCUCCUUGUGACCCCACAUUCACUUCCAUAACUCCCCUUUAACCCUAAUUUCAACUGUGUCCUAUAUGCUCUGGAAACCAGAUUGUUCCAGCGGCGAUGUCGAAGCUGUUCUCCAAGUUCUUGGGCGUUUUCCGCUAUCGCAACCUUGUUGGUGUGGACAAGGCUGGAAAUCGCUACUUCACUCGAACGGAAAAGUUGGACGGAGUCGUGAAGGAAAAAAGAUGGGUGAUAUUCAAAGGCGAGGAGGACCCCACAUCAAUUCCAGUUGAGUGGAUAUGCUGGCUAAAUGGGCAAAGGAAGAAAGCUCCAACUCCACAGGAAAUGAUUGAGCUGGAGGCCAGGCGUGAGCGAGUUAAACUGAACGCUGCAUUGCUGAAAAAGGAAGAGGAGAUGAAGUCCACUUCUAGCAGGCCAAAACCCCAGAGCAUUGGCAAAGUUGAGUCUCCAGAUCUUGAAAGUUUUAUUCAGCAGUUUCGAAGAGGUUCCAUUGAUCAUGACAAAGGUAUGGCACAUGAUGAUGUGGCUGACAUAGUUGAUGGUAACAAAGAUGACAAAGACAAAGAAAGGUUGCCUCCAAGAAAAGUACAAUAUCCAGAGGUUGACCUCCUAUUAACAAGAGAUCCAGCGUAAUCAGCAUCUGUAUACGCCUCAAGAGUCUUCGGAGCCAACUGGAUCCGGUGAAUCUUUUAAACCGGGAACUUGGCAACCGCCAAUGUAGUAGUAGUAGUUCAGGUGAUACCAAUUUGUAUUUUGAAAUAAAUUAAAUUCAGUAAGAAUUACUGAGCUGCCAAUGGGAGAGAUUGAUGAUCAUGUCUUUGUUGUAUUAUUCUUUUCCCUAUUUUCCGUGUCAUUUAGAUGUCUUUUAGCAUACCAUAGUCACCUUGCAGCUUUUCAUCCGUUGGAGAUUCUCAGUUAGGAGAUUAGCUUCUACUGGUUAAAUUUUGAGAUUCAAAUCAAAAUGACAGGAUUAAUUGUCAAAAGGUUGAUGACUGUUGGUUUCUAAAUUGUGAAACCUUUCUUUAGUAUACAUUCGACAUUCUUUUAAAUCUUCGGCAACUGUAUAAUGAAAUGUGAUAACUCAUUCCGGUUUUUGGCAU
This is a messenger RNA of Dioscorea cayenensis subsp. rotundata (Guinea yam), 1231 nucleotides long. Its product is annotated as NADH dehydrogenase [ubiquinone] 1 alpha subcomplex assembly factor 2-like. The transcript has 9 exons. Gene Ontology annotation, cellular component: membrane. Gene Ontology annotation, biological process: response to oxidative stress; mitochondrial respiratory chain complex I assembly. Bases 231 to 764 code for a protein of 177 amino acids. NCBI's taxonomy places the organism in Eukaryota, Viridiplantae, Streptophyta, Magnoliopsida, Dioscoreales, Dioscoreaceae. The record is from RefSeq and is a predicted model, not a curated record.